AUGUCGAAACGAAGCGCUGAAGAACAAAUAAUACAUUACGAACGCAAGAUCAGAAAAUUAAGAGAACGCAAAAUUGGACGACGUCGCCGAAUUCGAAUCAUAUCAGAUUCUUCGGAUAAUGAAGAUGUUGAAGUUUCGGAGCAAGGCCUUGCGCCACAAAUCACUGAGCCGGAGCCCGACGUGGAGCCCGAGGUCACGCCCGAUCCCGAACUCGCUCCGGACCUUGGUCCUUUACCAGAUACAAGAGACCAACCAGGUGAUCCAGAGUUGGACCCUGAUCUUUUAGAAGCCCUCGGUGAGUCAACCAGUGACAUCCCAGAAUUCGGAGAAAAAAUCCACGAAAGUUUGGCUAAAUUGUGGUGGCUUCCCCUUCUCGUAAAAGGCCUGCCUAAAGAUAGGAAGGAAAUUUUAUUGAAAGAUUACCUUAUACCUGACAACUGUAGGCUGUUACAAGCCCCUAAACUAAACGCCGAAAUAUCUGCGGCCGUAACUGACUCUGUAAGGAACAGAGACAAGAUCCUGGUCGCUCAUCAGCAACAAUUGGGAUCGGGCAUAGCAGCUGCCAAUAGAGCGUUAAACAUCCUUUUAAGCGAAGAAGAAAAGAGAACCUCCAUAAACCACUUAAGUAAUGUCUGUCGUAUACUUUCGGAUUUGCACGCAACAAACACAAAUAGUCGCAUUAAACUCAUAACCCCAAACCUGGAUAAAAAUUUUAUCCACGUCAUUCAAGAUUCAGUGCGAGAUGAAACUCUGUUCGGUAACAAUCUUUCCGAUAAGAUCAAGGCUGCAAAAGCUAUAGAACGUCAAGGCCUGCAAAUUAAAAAGUCUAUUCCGCGAUCUUCCAGCCCUCAAUCCACAAGCAACCGCUCUUCAAACUCGGGAAACUGGUCCGGCCCGCCCCGGUAUUCGUCGAUUCGCGGCAACCGAGGCGGGAAGAAAACAACAUCGCAGAACCGUCGCUCAUACCCGAGCUCGUCGCAACAGCAGUCAGCGUCGAAGCCCGCAGCAGCGAACAAGCCGCGUGCUCCGGCAACGCAGUAACUCAGGUACAUGCAGGCAGAAUUAAACACUUUUUUAAUUGCUGGACUAACAUAACCUCUAACCCAGUAAUUUUAGAUUGGAUACAAAAUGGCCUCACCAUACCUUUUUACAAAGAAGUAUAUCAAAGAAACGUACCUAGCAAUACAUUUUCGGAGUUAGAGCAUCAGGAAAUGUCAACUGCAAUUCAAAAACUAGUUGACUUAGGUGCCGUAACGGAAUGUCUUCCGAGUAGAGGCCAAUUUGUUUCCAAAAUAUUCCUUGCAGCCAAAACAAGCGGCGGCAAACGUUUUAUACUAAAUUUGAAACCGCUAAACAAAUACGUUUCAAAGUAUCAUUUCAAGAUGGAAGAUUACCGAACAGCUGC
This is a messenger RNA of Papilio machaon (common yellow swallowtail), 1405 nucleotides long. RefSeq lists its product as uncharacterized. The record is from RefSeq and is a predicted model, not a curated record. Bases 1 to 1041 code for a protein of 346 amino acids. The transcript is spliced from 2 exons. NCBI's taxonomy places the organism in Eukaryota, Metazoa, Arthropoda, Insecta, Lepidoptera, Papilionidae.